ACAGAGUCCAAUCAGAAAUGGGAAUCUGAGGGACAGGCCGGGACAAUAGACCAAUCGUAGUUUGCUAUGGCCGGGAUGGGGUUUUCCUUAUGAUUGGCGUACAUAAGAGCCAAUCACUAUUUGAAAAAGCGAAAGGACGCGAGGGUGAUUGACCAAUGGCUGCAGCGGAAGGUGGGAUUUCCUCACUUUAAGAGGAAAGCGGCAGUUUUUGAACAAAAGAUGGCGGCUUGCAGUCGGAGGAGCGCUUUGACCUCUAAAAGAUCAGUGAACCUGACUAGCAGUAAACGUUUGAGACCUGAGACUGAAUCAAAGUCGCCUUGCAAUACGUCAGUGCAAUCUUCUCAACGGAAAACCAUGCAGGUCGCGUCAGAGCAGUUGUUCAUCAAGCCCACUACACCAAGUCUUAAACGGAGAGAUUCUUUUGGGCCACGUAAAUCUUUUAAUGACGAUUCAAAUGGAUCAGGCGCAUUACUUAAGAGCUCAAAAAGUGUGCCGAAUCUGAGUGAUUCACGAAAUUUGCUCACCACACCCAAGUCACCCCUACCUGCAACACCUGGUCAGAAACCAGCACCAACACACACUCCAAGACAAAGAUUGAGCCAGUGUGACACAUUCCAAUGUGUCACACCAAGAUCAAGUGCAGCUUCUCAAAACACAUCUCACAAGAAAUUAUAUAAAGAAGAAAGCAAAGGAUCAGACAUAGGGUCCUCAAUGGAGGAAUAUAGUGGGAAGACAAAAGGAGCUCGAGUAGUGCCAUCUAGAUUUCGAGAAGCUGCAGCUAUGAAAAAGAAAGCGGUCAGUAAGGGUCAUGAGAAAAGUUCAGAACCUGGGCUGAAACGACUAAAUGUAAAGAAAAAGUGUUUGGACCUCCACUCUACAGGGCUUGAAGAAAGCGCACUUAUGCCAUCUCUAAACUGGGAUCUAUCAGCCAUGAAGUCUGAAUUUUCGGCAAUUGAAAUGCCAGAAUAUAUGAUAUCUGUUCUAGAACCUACUUUGCCUCCUACGCUGCCUGAAGAAGAUGCAAUUGAAGUGCAUAAUUUUGAUGCAUUGCUCUACUCCUACUUGGCCUCUAUGAGAGAAAGUAAUUUGGCAAAAUACCAAGAAAAGGCAGAAGAGUACUUGCUUCUGAUUGAAGAGGAAAACCAGCAUUUGCGGCGAGAAAUAUUUCAACAGAAACAAGAGCUUAUUCUGCAAGAAAAGAACAAGCAAUUAGAUGGAAUGGUAGAACAGCAGUUGGAGCAUUUAAGACCUGUGGUGGCAUCUAACCAGCAGUUCAAAAUUCAGUACAAAUCCUUUGGUCAGGCUCUUGAUACAACGAGGCAUGGCCUUCAAAUGAAGAACAUUUACAUGCCAGAAGACCUGAGGAAGAAUUUGGAGGAGUUGAAAAUUCAUCUCAAGACAACAUAUCAGCUGCUAGAUGGACUUGGACUCAGACCAGACAGAAAUAAUUCAAAAGCUGGAAUUGAGCUUGGAGAGGCUGCUGCAAAGACAGAUACAGAGAUGAAGAGUUUCUUCAUGAAGAUUGAGGAAUUGGCUUCUUGCAUCAGCAGAGAGACUACUCUUAUACAUCAAGAGUUGGAUGAAGAAACCUUGGGGAUGAAAGUAUCAGCAAAGGGGAUCUUCAUAUAGACCAUUGCCCUUAUUUAUAAAUAGCAUUUCAUAUAUGUAUAAUAAAAUCUAUUGUGUCACAAUUUGUUGGAGAUUGCAUGAAUAACAUUACAACGUUUUGUAUAUGAUCAUUAAGGUGAGCGUUGUACAGAUUAUUAAUCUGCAUAAAAGUUGGCAAUGCGAUGUAUAGUAACAUGUAGCUUUGCAUUCCUUAGUUUGUAUCACUUGGUUCCCAGAUGAAAGGAGGCUUGUGUGAUUUUUUUUUUUGUUUUUCCCAUAGGAUUGGAGGAAAAACCUCAGUGGGGCAUUCCUGGGCAGCUUCCUUGCAAAAAAUGCCCUCUGAAUUAGAUUACCUAGUUGCCUCUUUAGGCGAUGCUGCAUGCCACAAGGAGGCAAUGUGAGGUGAAGCAAUCAGUUUUUAAUUUGUGAAAACAAUUGUUGCAUUUUUUGGGCAGCAUGUUUCACCCCAUCGAGGAUCUCUUGCUGCACUGGUCUUGAUCUUUGUGAUAUCUUGAAUUGAAUUUCUGAGAUUGCUGGCCAGUUAGGUUAGGCACUAAAGUUCAACCAAAUGAAAGUUCAUGAUACUCGCAUCAGAUGCAUCUCCUAACCUACCUUUUCCCGGUAGUUUUUUUUUAAACUGAGAAUGACUAGAGAGAAAUCAGUAAGUGUACGUAUAUUUUCCCUUUAUACCAUUUGAUAACACUGGGUGUUCAAUGGAAUAUAUAUCCCCUUGAAGUGCCUUUGCCUUUGUUGUCAUAGGCUGCUCAUAUUGGUUCUAUGCACCUUGCUUUCUCAGUAGUUAUAUCUGAGAUGUGAAAAGUUUAUUAAUGGUGAGCUCAAGGUGGAGAUGGAUUUGUACUGAAUAUUUUAAAGAGAAAGUCUGUUUUGCAUUUUUGCUAAUCCCACUAUUUCUUGUACUCCUUGGAUUAUAAACAAAAUAAGUACAUGAUUUGCAAUUUUAUUUUUUUUUAUCUAAUAGUUUUAGGUGAACAGGAUUCUAUACAGAAAUGCCAAAUUCCCUUGGGCUUUUCUGACUGAGUCAUAGAUAUCUGUUUUGCAAUCCAACAUGGCCCUGACAAUAAUAAAUCCCACUAACAGAUCACAAUAAGAUUCAAAGAAGAAAUUGCUGUGUUUUUUUUUCAAUUCAUUAACAGUUGUUCCCUAACUCACAAUAAAGCUGUUUUAUUCCUG
This is a messenger RNA of Carcharodon carcharias (great white shark), 2799 nucleotides long. It is a transcript of the gene haus8, whose product is annotated as HAUS augmin like complex subunit 8. Bases 220 to 1629 code for a protein of 469 amino acids. The record is from RefSeq and is a predicted model, not a curated record. Lineage: Eukaryota; Metazoa; Chordata; Chondrichthyes; Lamniformes; Lamnidae. The transcript has 15 exons.